This is a messenger RNA of Oryzias melastigma (Indian medaka), 4257 nucleotides long. Its product is annotated as fibrillin-3-like. NCBI's taxonomy places the organism in Eukaryota, Metazoa, Chordata, Actinopteri, Beloniformes, Adrianichthyidae. The transcript has 5 exons. The record is from RefSeq and is a predicted model, not a curated record. Gene Ontology annotation, molecular function: calcium ion binding. The coding region runs from base 34 to 4257 and encodes 1407 amino acids.
CUUUUCUUUUGGUUGUUGAGCGUUACUGUGCUGAUGGACAACGGCGGUGCAGUUGAUCCAAAGGAAUGUGAGGCAGUGGGCACCAAAUGUCACUCCCAGGCUGAUUGCAUAAAGAUCCAAAGCAGCUUCACCUGCGUGUGCAAGACGGGUUUCCAGGGGGACGGUCAGCAGUGCAUCGAUAUGGACGAAUGUAUGAGUCAACUCGACAAAUGCGGCUUAAAGGCCACCUGCAUCAACACCCCAGGCAGUUUCAACUGCAUUUGCCUUCAAGGAUACACAGGGGACGGAUUGGAGUGCCAGGAUAUUAACGAAUGCCUGAAGGACAACGGGGGUUGUCACCCUAAUGCUGCCUGUACUAAUUUUGAGGGCGGACGAAGUUGCCAGUGCAAAACUGGAUUUCAAGGGAAUGGCUUCCAGUGCACAGAUAAUGAUGAAUGUUCAAACCAAAGAAUUUGCCACUGGAACGCCACUUGUACCAACAAUCCAGGGUCUUAUGUCUGCACCUGUAAUGCUGGCUUCAAGGGCAAUGGAAACUACCUCUGUCUGGACGUUGAUGAAUGCUCAGAAAAUCCUCGUGUGUGCUCUUCCCUGCCGGGAACAACAGGCUGCGUUAACUUGCCAGGCACCUACCGCUGCUCAUGCAAGACUGGCUAUGAAAGUAGCGGACAGGGCUGCGUUGAUGUCGAUGAGUGUGCAAACAGAAUUUGCAGCCAAUUUGCCAAAUGUGAAAACAGCCUUGGCUCGUAUAAGUGCACGUGCAAUAGUGGAUUUGUGGGUAAUGGCCUGGCAUGUGUAGACAUCAACGAAUGCAAUGAACGCAAUGAAUGUGACCCACAAGCUAUUUGCAUCAACCGAAUGGGCAGCUAUGAGUGCUCUUGUCCAGACGGUUUUGUUGGAGAUGGACGGAAGUGCGACGACAUUAAUGAGUGUGCUCGACCAAACACCUGCCCAUCUACCACUACCUGUGUCAACACUAAUGGGUCCUAUUAUUGUGACUGUGGCAGUGGCUACACCUUCAAUGGCACCAAAUGUAUUGAUAUUAACGAGUGUGACGAAAAAAAAUGUAGCCCCAAUGCAACUUGCACAAAUUCUCCAGGUUCCUUUACUUGCCAGUGCUUAAAAGGCUACAUAGGAGAUGGAUUUGCCUGUGAGGAUAUAGAUGAAUGCUCAAUACCGUCACAGUGCCACUCCAAUUCCAUUUGCAUGAAUCUACCUGGUUCCUACAGCUGUCCUUGUAAAGUGGGUUAUUCUGGAAACGGGAUUUCUCAGUGCAAUGACAUAAACGAGUGUUUAGUAAACAAUGGAGGGUGCAGAAACAAAGCAAUAUGUCUCAACAAUCAGGGCUCAUUCACCUGUCAGUGCUCUUCAGGGUUCCUUUUGAUUAACAAGACCCUUUGUCAAGACAUAAAUGAGUGUGAGGCCCCUAACAAUCCAUGCGGUGUGAAUGAGGAAUGCAAAAACACAGAUGGUUCUUACAAUUGCCCUUGUCAGGUGGGGUACUACCGCCCUGCUAGCAACAUGGCUUGUGUUGAUAUGGAUGAAUGCAAAAACAAACCCUGCCACACCAACGCCACAUGCCUCAACACCAUCGGAUCAUAUUCUUGCUCAUGCAAGCGAGAGUUCACAGGAAACGGCACCUACUGCAUGGACAUAGAUGAAUGUAAAAUAAGCAACAUAUGCGACACAAGAGCCACAUGCACCAACGUAAUUGGAGGCUUCCUCUGCUCUUGUCACUUGGGAUUUAACGGUGAUGGCUUCACCUGCCAGGAUGUGGACGAAUGUUCCCUCUCCAACACCACCUGCCCUGCUUUUUCAAAAUGCAUAAACUCACCUGGUUCAAAUGUUUGCUCAUGUCUAAAUGGAACCAUAGCCCUAAAUGAUAGCUGUCAGCCUCCACCUCAACUGUGCAAUCCUGCUUGUCAUAGCAAGGGCUUGUGCCAUGGUUCACCUGCUGGAUUUCAGUGUGUCUGUGACUUGGGCUACGAGGGUAAUGGAUUGACUUGCUCUGACAUAGAUGAAUGCCAGAAGGAAAAUAUUUGUCCUCAAAAUGACACCAAGUGCACAAACCUCCCAGGAUCAUUUUCCUGUGACUGCAAGACAGGAUACACUCUCAAUGGACCACACUGCAUUGAUGUGAAUGAGUGUGACACUGGACAGCAACAGUGCAGCAAGUUUGCCCGGUGUGUAAAUACUCGGGGAAGUUACUCCUGCCUCUGCCUAAGUGGUUUCACGGGGGAUGGAAAAAACUGCACAGACUUUGAUGAGUGCCAAGUCCAAAAUGGAGGCUGCCAUCCAGUUGCCAUCUGCAGUAACAUGCCUGGAUCUUUCUCCUGUGCCUGCCCUCAUGGCAUGGAAGGCAAUGGCUAUGACUGCCAGGAUGUGAACGAAUGUGAUCAGAACUCUACCCUGCUUAGCAACUGCAGCUCUAAAGCUCUGUGCGUCAACACUAAUGGAUCCUAUUUCUGCCAGUGCAAAGACGGAUACCAGGGUGAUGGCUUUGCUUGUGAGGAUGUCGAUGAAUGCCAGCAGUCCACGGCUUGUGACAGGAAUAUGACCUGCAACAACUUUCCUGGUUCCUACAACUGUUCUUGUGUCACGGGAAGAGUAUAUGACAAGGGCACAUGUAUGGAUGAAGACACCUGCCUGAAUUCAAGUACCAGCUGUCACCCACUUGCUGAAUGUUUGGUUUUUCUGGGUUCCUACUACUGUCAUUGUUCAAAAGGCUAUGAAGGAAAUGGCACGGUCUGCCGGGACGUAAAUGAAUGUGACCAAUCAAAGGGUCGGGUCUGUCCUUCUUUCUCUCACUGCUUCAACACAAAUGGCUCUUACAUCUGCUCCUGCUGGGAAGGUUUUCGAAACAAUGGGACGCACUGUGAAGACAUCGAUGAAUGUGUUGAGAGGAGUUUCCUCUGCCCUAACAACAGUACCUGUUUGAACCUAGAGGGGAGCUACAACUGUUCGUGUGACCAAGGCUUCUCAAACAAUGGCUCACUGUGUUUGGACAUUGAUGAGUGCUUUCUGGGCCUAAUCCAAUGUCCUAAUUUUUCCAACUGCAUCAACAAAAUUGGAUAUUCUUUUUGUGAGUGUUGGGAAGGUUACCAAGGCAAUGGCACUGAAUGUAGUGAUAUCAAUGAAUGUACUUAUAACUCCACCUGCCCUGAGCAAAGCACAUGUGUAAACACCAAUGGGAGCUACCAGUGUCUUUGUGAUAUAGGAUUCAAAAGCACUGGUGACUUGUGUUUGGACAUUGAUGAAUGUGUGGACAAACACCAGGAAGAGCUUUGCAACAAUGGGACGUGUUUGAAUGUCGCAGGCUCAUAUUAUUGCAAAUGUUUUGAAGGGUUUAGGGGUAAUGGGACAGAGUGUGUAGACAUAGAUGAAUGCCUGGAUUUUUCUAACUCUUCAGUGUGUCAACCCAAUUCAGCAUGUGUCAACACUAUAGGCUCCUUCUACUGCCCCUGCGUUGAAGGCUUCCGACUGAACGGUAGUAAGUGUCAAGACGAGAAUGAGUGUCAGGUUCCAGAUGGUAGUCCAUGCCCGAAGCACUCAUCAUGUCACAAUACAGAGGGGUCUUUCCUGUGUGUGUGCAAUCCUGGUUAUGAACUUAUUAGCUCUGGUUGUGAGGAUAUAGACGAAUGUCAGAAUGACACCACUUGCCGCAAUGAUCAAGUCUGCACAAACUUGCCAGGAGAGUACAAGUGCUCUUGUCAUUUGGGGUUUCACGAGGAAAACAAGACAUGUGUGGACAUUAAUGAAUGUGGGGAUUCACCUUGCAGCCCAAUGGCAUACUGCUGGAACACCCCUGGUUCCUUUUCAUGUCACUGUCACCUGGGGUUUGCUGGAAACGGUUCCUUCUGCGAAGAUGUGGACGAAUGUGUUGCUCUGACCAAUCCAUGCCAUUCAUCUGCUGUAUGCCAAAACACCCCAGGGUCAUUUGUGUGUGUAUGCAAGCCGGGGUUCAUAAGUGCCGGGCCACUGUGUACAGACAUGGACGAAUGCCAGCAACCAAACGGACAGUGCCACUCUGCUGCAACCUGCCUCAACAUUGUAGGAGACUUCAAAUGCUCAUGUAAUCAUGGCUGGAUUCCCACCAAAGAAAAUGGUCGUGGAAAAGAUGGAUGUGUGGAUUUGGAUGAAUGUACUUCAUUCUCACCAUGUCCUGGAACAUCAGUCUGUACAAACUUACCAGGGUCCUAUUCGUGUUCCUGUCCCCAAAACAGCAUGGAGUGCAGAGACUUGUCUCAGGAUGCAUAUUGA